Messenger RNA from Drosophila biarmipes, 428 nucleotides. RefSeq lists its product as uncharacterized. The record is from RefSeq and is a predicted model, not a curated record. Lineage: Eukaryota; Metazoa; Arthropoda; Insecta; Diptera; Drosophilidae. The transcript has a single exon. Bases 334 to 426 code for a protein of 30 amino acids.
CAUUCUUCGCCUCUGGUUCGAAUUCUCAGACCGAUCCGAAAACAUAGACACGACCGAAGAAAGCCGGGGAACAGGGGAGCGGUGGACAGAAGACAGAAGACAGAAGACAGCGGACAGAAGAGCAGAAAAUAACAAAAAUCCAUUUCUAUAUGCCCGACAUCGAGACCGAGAUGUGUACAUGAACGCAGUUCCUGCUCGCAGACCGGUCGUCCGUAGCAUCGUUGUGCUCCACGGUUCCAAAGUUCAGCGAGGGGACCGAAGAAGAGUCGGGGGCGGAGAGUCCGAGUUCGAGUCCUGCGCGUAGGAGAAAGAACCGCCCGAAGAUUUGUUGUAAUGGUGCACGGGCGCUGGAGCUUCUGUGAGAGCGUCGAGGACCCAAGCUUCAGGAAGGAGCACUACGAGUACACCCAGAGCCAGCACCGAUAGGC